Messenger RNA from Brachypodium distachyon (stiff brome), 411 nucleotides. Its product is annotated as RING-H2 finger protein ATL63. Gene Ontology annotation, molecular function: zinc ion binding. Gene Ontology annotation, biological process: protein ubiquitination. The transcript has a single exon. Bases 1 to 411 code for a protein of 136 amino acids. Lineage: Eukaryota; Viridiplantae; Streptophyta; Magnoliopsida; Poales; Poaceae. The record is from RefSeq and is a predicted model, not a curated record.
AUGGUCGAGUUCGCCAGCAUCGGGAUAAUCCUCGGCGUGGUCGCGCUGGUCGCGGUGAUCCUGUUCGCGAUAGGCUGCGUAGUGUGCUGCCGCGCCAAGGCGGGUGGCGAUCCGGCCAAGGAGGAGGAUGCCGCCGUCGUUGGCCGGCGCGAAGGGUUGUUGAACAAAGAGGCGGCCGUCGACGUCCCGGCCGCUGGGCAGAUCAACAAGCGCGAGGAGGAGCGGCCGUGCGCGAUAUGCAAGGGGCCGCUGGCGGCGGCGGGCGCGGGGCCGUGCCGGCGGCUGCGGGCGUGCGGGCACGUGUACCACGCGGAGUGCGUCGACCUGUGGCUGCAAAGGAAGACCAUCUGCCCGCUGUGCCGGGCCAGCGUCGUCGUCUCGCGGACGGACAUCGUCGACGCCGUCGUGUGA